This is a messenger RNA of Micropterus salmoides (largemouth bass), 1465 nucleotides long. Its product is annotated as keratinocyte-associated protein 3. The transcript is spliced from 6 exons. NCBI's taxonomy places the organism in Eukaryota, Metazoa, Chordata, Actinopteri, Centrarchiformes, Centrarchidae. The coding region runs from base 139 to 795 and encodes 218 amino acids. The record is from RefSeq and is a predicted model, not a curated record.
CCACAGGUGAAUUUCCUGACGUCAUACAGGAAGUGAAUAGAGGGACGUUGGAGUUUCUGCUUGUUUGUUGUUGAUCAGUGUGUCGAAAAAUUACGGUCUGUGAUUUAUUGAAAGGGAAACGUCUGAUACAGCAGAGAGAUGUGCACUUUUGAUAAGGACAAAGGGCCAAGGAGGCUGAUGAAAAAGGGAUUAACUCUCAUCCUGGUCGGCCAUAUUAAUUUCAUCCUUGGAGCUAUUGUCCAUGGCAACGUUCUCCGCCACAUUUCCAAACCCAGCCAGCAUAUCACCACUGAAUACACUGCAGCCAACAUCAUUUCCGUCACCUCUGGCCUGCUGAGCAUUGCCACUGGGAUUAUUUCCAUCGUGGUGUCAAGGAACCUUCAUGUGUCAAAACUGCAAAUAGGACUUCUAAUUGCAUCAUUCCUGAAUGCCCUGCUCUCAGCAGCAUGCUGCACUGGGCUCAUCUUGGCUAUUAGUGUCACUGUUGCCCACAAUGGGCAGGGCUUGAUGCUGGGAUGCAAUGAUACACAGGUGCCCAUCAACGCUCGGUCACCUGUCAGUGUCAGAUGCCCGUUUGAUACAACACGAAUCUAUGACACCACCCUGGCGCUGUGGAUCCCUUGUGCUGUAUUGGCAGCGUUUGAGGCUGGACUGUCUGUCUGGUGCUUCAUUGUUGGAUUGACUCUCAGAGGGCUGGCCCCCUGUGGGAACAGCUACAUCAAAGAGCAGUUGGAGGAAGAAGCUCAGUGCUCUCCCCACAGCCGACACCUGAUUGAACAGCGCACUGAUGCAUAACUGAACAAAAUGCAGGAAUGACACCACUCCAUGUAGACAAGCACAGCUAAAUCCCAAAAGCCAUUGCUGCACCUCUUUUCAGACUAGUCAAUUUUUCCCUAUAAGUCAGCUAGGUAAGUGUCACUGUGGAACAACAGUGAAAUCAGUUGAAGAAACUGCUUCUUGCUUUGCUGUUUCAUAUAGCCACAUAACCUGAUUCACAGAUGGGCACCAAAUGGCUCUAUGCGUACAUUUACUAACAAAACUGUAUGUCUUGUCUGAAGCUGUGAGCAGUAUACAGUUGGGUUAGAGUCAGCGUCCGUACCUGAUGAAACCCAUCGAUGGUAAACGUUUCAGCAGGUGCAGAUUCUUUUGUGCAGAUAUUGGGAUUCAGUGUUCAAAUGAAUGUGUGGAAGCUACAUUGAGAUGGAAAUCUGAAUCCAUCCAUUUGGGAUCACCAAAUAUGUCACGCUAAGAAAUGUAUUUCAAUAUGAUGAAACCUAUUUUUCUAUCUAGCAAAAUUAUGUUUUUGAUUAGAUUAGUUUUAUCUUAAUUAAGGUGUAUUUUUGCUUGUAUGAACUCUAAUUUCAUCAAAAUGUAUUUUAUUGUUCUAAAUGCUUUUCAUUUUUUAAUCCACUCCAACCAUACUCGUCAGUGUUUGCCUACAUAUAAAGUUAAUGCCCACAAAUAA